Messenger RNA from Helianthus annuus (common sunflower), 1516 nucleotides. Its product is annotated as hydroxyproline O-galactosyltransferase HPGT1. The record is from RefSeq and is a predicted model, not a curated record. Gene Ontology annotation, molecular function: hexosyltransferase activity. Gene Ontology annotation, cellular component: Golgi membrane. The transcript has 12 exons. NCBI's taxonomy places the organism in Eukaryota, Viridiplantae, Streptophyta, Magnoliopsida, Asterales, Asteraceae. The coding region runs from base 227 to 1258 and encodes 343 amino acids.
UUUGUUGUUCCUCUGUCUCUUUCUCGCACCAACUGCCAUCAUCAAGCAUCCUUUGCAUUUCUCCCAAAUCAACGGACAUAACUAACAGCCAUCGAUCGAUACACACACACCAAUCAACCCUCCUCAUUCCGAUCGAUCUUACUCAGAUCCUCACCACUUAUAUCCUCCUUAUCCAUCAUCCAACAUCGAUCAACAGUCAACACCCUCCUCAUCAAUCAAGUAAGCAAUGCGUAGCCGGGGAUCCAACAACCGGCUAUCCUCUUCUCGCUCAGCCUUUCAAUGGCGAAUCUCAUCUCUCAUUCUCUCCAUGUUCGCCACCAUGGCCGCCUUCUUCGUUGCCUCUCGAUUGUGGCAGGAGGCCGAAUCUAGGGUUUAUUUAGUUAAAGAACUCGAUAGAAGAACCGGUCAGGGGGAAUCUGCUAUAUCUGUUGAUGACACAUUAAAAGUUAUAGAAUGCAGGGAACAGCGAAAGAGGAUGGAUAUGCUUCAGAAGGAGCUGGAUGAAGCUAAGAAGGAAGGGUUUGUUCCGAAGAAUCGGUUGGAAAGUAGAGGGGAUGGUGAAAAGAAGAAGCUUCUUGCGGUUGUGGGAAUUCUUACGGGAUUUGGUCGUAGACAUAAUAGAGAUGCGAUCCGUAAGGCAUGGAUGCCUACUGGGACAACUCUAACAAAGCUAGAAGAAGAAAAAGGCAUAAUCAUACGAUUUGUUAUAGGCAGAAGCUCGAAUCAUGGAAAUAAUUCAGACAGUGACAUCAUCAACGAGAACGAAAGGACAAAUGACUUCCUUAUUCUUAAUGAUCACGUGGAGUCGUUAGAACAGCCAAUAAAAACCAAGUCGUUCUUUGUUGAUGCCUUACAACACUGGGAUGCAGAGUUCUAUGUAAAGGUCAAUGAUGACAUUUAUCUAAAUAUUGAUGCCCUCGGUGCUAUUCUUUCAACCCAUGUGAACAAGCCUCGGGCCUAUAUUGGGUGUAUGAAAUCUGGUGGUGUUUUCUCCAAACCGAGUGACAGAUGGUAUGAGCCAGAGUGGUGGAAAUUUGGGGAUAAAAAAUCAUAUUUUCGACAUGCUUCCGGGGAAAUAUUUGCUGUAUCUCAAGCUUUGGCUCAGUUUAUCUCAAUAAACAAGUCAAUACUUCGUGCAUAUGCUCAUGAUGAUGUGAGCGUUGGAUCAUGGUUCAUUGGUCUUGAUGUGAAGCAUAUUGAUGAAGGGAAGUUUUGUUGCUCAUCUUGGUCUUCAGGGGCAAUAUGUGCAGCUUCUUGAGGAGUUUAGGAUACACACUUCUAUUCAUUCUUGAGUUUUGAGCCGCGUAUCAUUUGGAAGUUAUUUCUGCUUCCCCUUCAUUGGAAAUAUAUAUGUUUUGUAAGUUUGCUACAAUAUUUGACUCCGAUUAUGUUGUUUUAAAAUUCAGAAAUAGUCUUGAUGUAAAUAAAGAACCCAUUUAUAGGUUGAGUGAUUUCAUAUAUUUGAAUCAGGUGUAAUUUGAAUGGUUAGAAAUAUUGUAGCACUUCAAGAAAAUCA